This is a messenger RNA of Hyalella azteca, 2625 nucleotides long. RefSeq lists its product as uncharacterized. Lineage: Eukaryota; Metazoa; Arthropoda; Malacostraca; Amphipoda; Hyalellidae. The transcript has 13 exons. The coding region runs from base 25 to 2625 and encodes 866 amino acids. The record is from RefSeq and is a predicted model, not a curated record.
CGAAACAAGAGUGAUACAGAGGACAUGCCUAGGCCUAUAAUUCUUCCUCCUUUGGGAGGCUACAUACCCUUCAUCAACAUCCCCUGCGAACGUGACAUCGGAGAGUCAAUCAAGUGGGUGGUGGUGCUGUCGCUACUCCCCCUCAACUGUCAGUUGGUGCCCUGGCUCUGCUGUCCCUUGCCCAUUGAACCCAAAGACAGUGACUUCACCAUCAGCACUGACAUCACCUGCGACGAUCCUCGGGCUCCAGUAGGCGCAAUGAUCCACUGGGGGAUGGUGAUCGUGAGCAUCGUGGGUCUCAUUCUGGCCCUCUUCCAGGUUACAGAGUGCGCUCUCGUCCUCACCGGGGUCCUCAACCGCGAGAUCCCGACAACCAUAAUCCUGGAAAUCACGGAGCCGGCCGGCGAACCUGACCCGUUCACGACCUGGUUCGACAACUUGCAGACGUCUGUCACCGCUUUCCAGCAGAACUAUUUAAUUUACCCGUCAAAUUACAACGGCAACAAAACCCUGACCCUGACCAUUCCCCGGGACCAGCUUUCUUUUUCUAACGUUCUGUCACUACUCGCUGAUCCCAGCAUCCUAUUUCCACAAGGCAAAGCUGGUGAUGAACAACGCAAUCAAAUUGUACAGCUGAUGAGGAAUGCGUCACUACCUCUAGACCACAGACUUAAAGACACCGAGGCCGGCCAAAACUUGAGCAGUCAAGAAAUAGAUGCGCUUAUACGGAAGAUUCUACCAGAACCUGAAUACGUUGACGAUUACGAAUAUGUUGACGAAUUUCGCGCUGCCCGGGCGUUGGGAUCUAAGCCAGACAUCGACGUCCGCAACUCCAGCGCCCUCCUGCAACGCGUACGGCGGCAGGCGGUGUUGGAUGUGCCCAUACCCAUCCUGCGCUCAUUCUAUGCAGGAACGGAUGCGGUGAGAAUAGAUGGUUGUUCCCGCAACGAAGUGCGGAUUUCGGAAGACGACGAUAACGACGACGGUGACAAGACUGGUAACCAAGACGACGAUGAUGACUGCUACGAGGUGCUCAGUCGCGGUCCCUGCGACAAAACCGAGAUCGUCCUCGUCAACCCCACCACGAAGAAGGGCUUCUGCGGGGAGCGGCUGUGUUCCCCUGACCGCGUGUUCCUCUUCAAUGACCAGAAGUGCCACGACCCUCACGAGAUCGGCCUGUGCCCCUCUGGACGUCAGCUGUUCUCGUCUGGGUUCGGCACGCCGGUGUGUGGGUGCGAGGAUGGCUUCUAUGAGCUCGAGGUGGAUGAUGAUGACGAGGAGUGCCAUCCGCUGCUCACUGAGAUCCCGCGGUGCCCGCCCGGCAAGGUGUUUUGGUUCUCUUCGUUCGGCCGACCACCGCACUGCCUGCCUGACCCUUGCGACGGCCUCAACCUCAACAGGCGUCACUCGGAGCUGCCCUUCGCCCCAGCCCUCGCUGACGGCAAAUGCUACCAGAUUGGAUCCCAACCGGACAUCUGUCGCUCAGACCAAUACUUCUCGCUGAAUUUGCCACUCCUGAAGGGCGUGUGUGAGACGCUAGAGGGAGCAGGCUACGUCACCCUGAACUCGGAGUACGCGGAACUCUUCCGCAAAACUUACGGUCCUCCGCUGUCCAAAGACUCGCCUGUCACACCGCUGCCCAUACACCACAAACACCACAAGUCCACCUGGCGCACAAAUCAAGCACCACGGCCAGCCAUUGGCGCUCCCGUUGUGCCUCCCGUCGGUGGCUUCGACAGAGGCAGACGACCGCUGUCCAUCGGCCAGCCUGUGGUGUCUUUGUGGUCUAGUGGACAGUGGCCACAAGGCUGGGCACUCAAGCCCACUCAUGUCAACUCACACUCCCCACCUUAUAUCUCUGUUAAUGGCAAUGUCACCAUUAACGUCUUUUCCGGUGCGACCGUUCACGUGGACCAGGAUCAGGCAAAGGUGUUGCAUUUCCCUCAUUCCAAGUCUGGAGGCGUUGCCACACAUCAACGGCUCAUCAAAGUCCCCGACGAUAAAACGUUACCCUCCUCCAAAUUAUCACGAGAGGAAGCAGAGGUUCUGCAGGUACCUGAAUCUUCGUCUCAUGGCCAAAAAGCUGAUCACUUUUCGGACGGUCAGCAAUCUAGAGGAAAAUCCCUCGAUGCCUCUCCUCAUAGCGAGAUCCUUCACGAUCAGCUGCCUGCGUUUUCUGCAGUUCCAGUGUUUCCUCCUGCCUUGCCAUCGUCGUCUCCUCCGUCGUUUUCAACGUCAUCAUUGUCUCCUCCGUCGUUUUCAACGUCAUCAUUGCCUUCUGCGUCGUUUUCAACGUCAUCAUUGUCUCCUCCGUCGUUUUCAACGUCAUCAUUGUCUUCUGCGUCGUUUUCAUCACCAUCGUCGUCACCGUCGGUCAGGCGAGGUCUCCUCAUCAAACGCGAUAAAAGAUCGCCGCUGCCGCACGCGUCGCCGAGCAACGUCUUCGAGUCUGCACUGACCGUCUGCAAGGCGGGGGCAGCCAGAGACAUCAACCAGAAGUGCAGAGACACCAUUUUGCCGAGCCGGGAGGCGCACUCGCGCCCUCGCCGCACCACGCAGCCUGUCAGCGCCUCGCCCGACUGUCCUGCGCUGAGUCUCUGCUGCCACCCAAUUCCUGUCAGCUGA